Messenger RNA from Bombina bombina (fire-bellied toad), 7768 nucleotides. Its product is annotated as zinc finger protein OZF-like. Bases 88 to 1719 code for a protein of 543 amino acids. Lineage: Eukaryota; Metazoa; Chordata; Amphibia; Anura; Bombinatoridae. The transcript is spliced from 7 exons. The record is from RefSeq and is a predicted model, not a curated record.
UGUUACUGUGAAGAUCACGUACUGCGUUUGUCAGUAAAGAAGAAACAUUAUAAGAAUAUCUGACAAAUUCAGUUGCUGAACAAGACAAUGUCUGACAAGACCGAGACCCAAACCUCAGACCUUCCUGAUGCACAUGGAGGGCGUCUAGAGGAAAACCCAGGCACUGGGCUAUUAAAUGUGAAGGAAGAGGAUGAGACAGAUGACAUGAAUAGUCAUCAGACUGAAAUACAUUGCUCCCUCCCUGCCGAUGAAGAUAACGCUGAUAUAGUGAAAGUUGAGAUAACAGAAGAUCUGUUUGUGAGACAACAGCUAGAAGCACGAAAUGAGGAAACCAUUGACAAUAUCAGCCAAGGCCAUAUGGAUGGGACACCUUCAGAGGGCUCAGCGUUUGAGCACAGAGGAGAACCGUAUGUGUGUGAUCACGUGAAGACUGAGGAGGAUGAAGUUCCUAUAAAUACGGCUACAGGGGAUGUUAAGACCGAAGUCACACUUAAUGCUGAACAGACUAAUGAACUGAAAGCUCUGAAGCAGGAAAUCAGUGACAAUAUCAGUACAGGUGAUGUUAAGACUGAAGUUACACUUAAUGCUGAACAAACAAAUGAUCUGUAUGUAAAGAGUCAGCAGGAAGCUGUGAAGCAGGAAAUCAGUGACAAUAUCAGUACAGGUGAAUUUACAAAUUGCAGUAAUCCUAGUCCAAACCAUGGUGAAACUACAAAUACUGGUUUCAAUCUUCUUCACAAUCAUGGAAGCAACAUGGGAAAUUUAUGUUCUGAAUAUGGGAACAUUUUUACCAGAAAAUCCAAUCUUUUAAGACUUCAAAAAAUUCAUGCUGGAGAGAAAGCAUUUUCAUGUUCUGAAUGCGGGAAAUGUUUUGCUUGGAAAUCAAAUCUUGCUACACAUCAGAAAAUUCAUACAGGAGAGAAAGCAUUUUCAUGUUCUGAAUGUGGGAAAUGUUUUGUUCUGAAAUCACAUCUUAUUAGACAUCAGAAAAUUCAUACAGGAGAGAAAGCAUUUGCAUGUUCUGAUUGUGGGAAACUUUUUGCUCUUAAAUCAACUCUUAUUAUACAUCAGAAAAUGCAUACAGGAGAAAAAGCAUUUUCAUGUUCUGAAUGUGGGAAAUGUUUUGCUCGGAAUUCCAUUCUAAUUACACAUAAGAAAAUUCACGCAGGAGAGAAAGCAUUUUCAUGUUCUGAAUGUGGGAAGUGUUUUACUGAGAAAUCAACUCUUAUUAGACAUCAGACAAUUCAUACAGGAGAGAAAGCAUUUUCAUGUUCUGACUGUGGGAAAUGUUUUGCUCUGAAAUCAAAUCUUAUUAGACAUCAGAAAAAUCAUACAGGGGAGAAAGCAUUUUUAUGUUCUGAUUGUGGGAAGUGUUUUACUGAAAAAUCAACUCUUAUUAGACAUCAGAAAAUUCAUACAGGAGAGAAAGCAUUUUCAUGUUCAGAAUGUAGGAAGUGUUUUACUGAGAAAUCAACUCUUAUUACACAUCAGAAAACUCAUACAGGAGAGAAAGCAUUUUCAUGUUCUGAAUGUGGAAAAUGUUUCACUCGCAAAGAAAAUUUUGUUCUUCAUCAAAAACUCCAUACAGGAGAGAGAGGAUUUCCAUGUUCUGAAUGUGGAAAAAGUUUUUCUCAGAAGUUACAACUUAUUGCGCAUCAGAGACUUCAUAUGGGAGAGAAAGAAUUCUCCAGUCAUACACAGGGCAAACCCCUACGUUAACAUCAAAAGUGCAAGAGCCUUUAAAAAGCCCUUAUCUAGUUUGGGAUAGUCACCCUAGCUGCAUAAAUACAUUGUGCUGAAAUAUAACAAAAAAUAGUUUUGAUUUCUAAUUAUAAAUUUUUAUGAAAACUCUUUCAUACAGGCGGUGAGACUCCAUGACCCAUUUGAUUCUUCAGUGAGAGGGGUUCUCAGAGUGGACGCCAAUUUCGGCUCAGAGUACAGUAAUUUUUGGAGGGAUAUAUAUUAUGUAGUGGCAUAUUUUUCACCUAUUGGAAUUUAGUCACAAGCCUUUCCACAGGUGUCGCAGGGACUUGUCCUUUGCCUAUACCUGUUGGUUCGUCAAUAUACUCCUAUUCCAGAUCCUCUGCUUUUAUGUUUCAGCACUGGUUUUGGCAUUCUACUGGUUCCAUAGUAGUUGUAGCAUGCCUAAUGUUAAGUACUAUAUUUUUUAUUAUUUGGCACUCUAUAAGCCUCUUAGGUUAUUGUUAUAUAUUUAUUAUAUAUGUAUAUGACCUUGGGACAUUUAUAAAUAUUUUUAAAGUAAUUUCUUCUUUAAAAAAAACUUUAUGUAUUUGUUAUUAUGCUUCAUAUUUUCCUUCAUGUACAUGUUUUAAAGCUUACGGGCAUUUCACUGACGUAUUUUUUAAACACUUCCCAAGUUCUUCGUGUAUGUAUAUUUUUUUGAUGCACGUUGAGGUACGCCAGCUUUCGGGCCUGCGUGCAUCAGUGCGAUAGCGUAUGUUUUAGCCAUAUUGACAUUAGCUUCCUCUCAUAAGUACGCUAUAUGGAUACCAGGUGUCCUGAGUAUUACCACAUCUCUGCUUUAAUGAUUUUUGAAUUUGCAUAUUUUUAAGAGCUUCUUUCAGAGGGGGUGUUUCCCUUUCUUCAAGAGCUAUUUUAAUGGGGAUAUUACUCUUUAAGCUAUAUGCAUGCUUGUUUGUGUUUGCACUUAAAUUCAGUAUUAGUUUCCUGCAGUUAUGGAGUCUUCUGUCCCUAAAUCUGCCUUAAAAGCUGGUGUAUCUAAACACUUUCCUACUAGUGUUAAAUCUUUGUAUUGUAAACAAGCUGAGGUUUUAAUUCCGGCAAACGUAUGCAAUAAAUGCGUUCAUAUUUGAAUGCAUUCUGAUCUAAUGCUGCUCUUGCUUCUAAAGGUGUUACUGCUCCUUCUGUUUGUUCCUUACAGGAGAAUCCUACUGGUUUAACUCCUGAAGUCAAGGAUUUUAUUCGAUUUAAUGUGUUUGAAAUGUUGGCGGCCAUGCCUACUUCAAGUAAGAGUAAAAGGUCAGUUCAGAAUUUACCUUCAACUAGUUAUAAGCCUGCUGUUUCUAGUCAUGAAGCUGCUAUGUCCUCAGAAGGAGAGAUUGUUUCUGAUGAUCUUGGAUCUACCUCUGAACAUGAAUCUGAAACAUCCACUUAUUUGUUUAAAAUUGAGCAUAUUUGUUCACUUUUAAAAAUAAAUUUUGCCUACUUUGGAGGUUAAAGAUCUUAAAGUAGAUGAAGAUAAGCCCGUUAAUUAUUAAAAUACUGUUUUUAUACUUGUGAAUAAAUCCCCAGAUAUAUUUUCUAUGCCCGAUGUGGCCUCUGAAAUUAUUUCCAGAGAUUGGGCUAAAACAGGUAUUCAUUUUAAUCCUUCUGCAAGGUUUAAAAAAAUGUAUCCUUUACCAGCUUCUAAUAUUGUGCUUUGGGAAUAUAUUCCCAAAGUGGGUGGGGCCAUUUAUACUCUGGCUAAAUGUACUACUAUUCCUUUGGAAGAUAGUUCUUGCUUUAAAGACCCUUUAGAUAGGAAGCUUGAAUUCUUCCAUAGGAGGACUUUUCUGCAAGCAGGUUAUCUUUUUUGCGCAGCAAUUUCUAUUGCUGAAGUAGCCGCUGUUUUCUUUUUGGUUAGUUUUUCUGGCCAGUUUGUGGACGAUUCUGCUAGUGAAGAUUUUUUUUUUAAAUCUUUUGGAGUUGUUAAAAUCACCUUGAUGCUUUUAUUUGUGAUAUUUUUGACAUCAUUAAAGGGACAGUCUAGUAUAAAUUAAACUUUCAUUAUUCAGUUAGGACUUUUAAUUUUAAUCAACUUUCCAAUUUACUUUAAUCAUCAAAUUUUCUUUUUUCUCUUGGUAUGCUUAGUUUAAACUAAACCUAGGUAGGCUCAUAUGCUAAUUUCUAAGCCUUUGAGGGCUGCCUCUUAUCACAUGCUUUUUAAAUCUUUUCAACACAAAGAGACAGAAAGUACACAUGGGCCAUAUAGAUAACACUGUGUUCAGGCACGGGGUUAUUUAAGAUUUAGCACAAAACAAUGCUAAAUGCAAGACAAUAGAUAAUAAACAGUCACAGUCAUGUGAUCAGGGGGCUGGAAGAAGGCUCCUAGAUACAAGGUAAUCACAGAGGUAAAAAGUAUAUUAAUAUAACUGUGUUGGUUAUGCAAAACUGGGGAAUGGGUAAUAAAGGGAUUAUCUAUCUUUUAAAACAAUAACAAUUCUAUGAUAGACUGUCCCUUUAAGAUUAGUGAUAAAAGUAUGUCUUUGGAAGUACUUUCUAGAAGUGCUUUAUGGGUUUAAGACUUGGUCAGCUGAUAUGGUUUCUAAAUCCAGGAUUUUAUCCCUUUCUUUUCAGGUAAAUAUGUUAUUUGGUUCUGGUUUGGAUUCUAUUAUCUCUACUGUGACUAGAGGUAAAUGAGCUUUUUUCAUCAGGGACAAUAAGUCCAAGGGUUAAUUUAAAGUUCCUAACAUUUUUGUUCCUUUUUCAAGUUUAAAGUUUGCAUGAAGGUGCAACCCCUGAUUUAGAAAGCUUGGUUUCUUUCUGUUCAGGAUCCCUGGGUUAUAAAUAUACUCUCACAAGGGUUUUGAAUAGGUUUCAGAGCAACGCCUCCCAGAGGAAAGUUUCUUUAUGUCCAAUGUUCUGAGAAAUCCUGAGAAGGCUCAGGCCUUUUUUUUUUAGUGAGGUUUGAAUUUAGAAUCUAUGGAAGUGAUUGUUCCUUUUUUUAAAUGUUGGAUGGUGUUUUAUUCCAAACUUUUCAUUGUUCCAAAGAAGGAGGGAACUUUCAGACCAGUUCUGGAACCAUAGGCUCUAAACACAUUUCUCAUAGUCCCUACUUUUAAAAUGGAGACUGUUCGAACUAUUCUACCUUUUGUUCAGCAAGGUCAGUUUAUGUCCACACUAGUUUUAAAGGAUACAUACCUUCAUAUCCCAAUUCACAAGGAUCAUCAUCCAUUUCUAAAGUUUGCUUUUCUAGACUAGAAUUUUCAGAUUUUUGCUUUACUAUUUGGUCUGGCCACAGAUCCCAGAAUAUUUUCCAAGGUCCUAGUUACCAUUUUGUCUGUGAUCAAAGUUCAGAGUAUUGCAGUGUUUCCUUAUGUGGAUAAUAUCUUGGUUCAAGUUCCAUUUUUUUAAUUUAGCAGAGUCUCACACCAGCAGACUGAUGUUCCUUUAACAACAUGGUUGGAAAAUUAGUUUUCCAAAGAGUUUGCUGGUUCCUCAGACAAAGGUUUCUAGGGAUUCAGAUAGAUUUAGUUUCCAUGAGACUUUCCUUGACAGAUAUAUGAAGGAUGAAGUUAGUGUCCACCUCUUUCUUUUCCCUUGGUUGAUCUUUGCAUGGAGGUGUUAGGUCUUAUGAUUGUGGCUUCGGAUGCUAUUUUGUUUGCUCAUUUCCACAAGAUGCCUCUCCAGCUUUGUAUUCUUUGACAAUGGUGCAGGGAUUAUAUUCAGCUAUCUUAAAUGAUUCAUCUAGAUUUCAGAACAAGCCAAUCUCUGUCAGCUUUUUACACAGGGGGCUCCUUUUGUUCAUCCUACUUUGUCUGUGAUCACUACAGAUGCAAGUCUUUCAGGUUGGUAGGUCACCUGGGCAUGUUAGAGAGAGCGAGAGGUUUUUUCUCCUCGCAAGGCAAGGUUACCUUUAAUGUUUUAUAACUCGUGCAAUUUACAGAGCCUUUCAGAGUUGGCCUCUGUUGAAAAAGGAGUCUUAUCUCUGAUUUCAGACAGACAAUGUUACAGCAGUAGCACAUGUCAGUUAUCAAAGGGGAACUCACAGUCCCUUGCCACGAGGGAAUUAUUGCAAAGUCUUUCCUGGGCAAAAAUCGGUGAUCAUAUUUCUGCUGUUCAUAUUCUUGUAGUGGUUAGCUGGGAAGCAGAUUUUUACAGUAGUUAGGCAUCUAAUGGCCUCUCUGUUGAAUCGCAAACUUCCCAGGUAUUGUGCAAGGUCUAGAGAUCAUCAAGCAGUGUUUGUGGAUGCUCUGUUAGUUCCAUGGUCAUUUUGACUAACAUGUUUUUUUCCAGGGUGAUUUCCAGAAUCAGACAAGAGGAAGCAUUAUUGAUUCCAUUGUCUCCAUCUUGCACUUGCAGAGUUUGGUAUGCAGAUAUGGUUCAGAUGUCCAUUUGUCCUCCUAGGCUACUUCCUCUGCGUCCAGAGCUUCCAUCUCAAGGUCCAUUUUUCCACCCAGAUAUCAAAUCUCUAAGCUUUAUGGCGUGGAGAUUGAACGAAUAGUUCUUAAGCAAAGAGAGUUCUCUGAUUCUGUUAUUGAGACUCUGAUAAGCCUCUGAAUAGGAUUUGGAGGACUAUUUCUUGGUGUACGGAUCAUGUUUUUUUUUUUCUGGCAUUCUUUUAGAAUUCCUAGGAUUUUGCAGUUUUUGCUAGAUUGUUUAGAUAAGGGGUUAUUUGCCAGUUCUUUGAAGUGUCAGAUUUAACAGUUAAGUCCAAAAAAACUUGACUUGAUUCAAACAGGGCAUGUAAUUUUAUACAAAUUUCCCAUUUACUUUUAUCACCAAUUUUGCUUUGUUCUCUUAGUUUAAAGCUAAUACUAGGAAGUUCAAAUGCUAAUGUCUUAGUUCCCUGGAGUAAUGAUUUGGUAGGAAAGUCCUUCAGGCAGUUGACCCGGGUUGAAUAAUUUUGCCUGUUAAUUCAUUUUAAUUGCAUUUUUUUAAAAAAAGUGUUUUGUCCUUUUUGGGUUAUUUUGGGGUUGUUGAUUUAGUUUUUCAGUGAAAAAAUAUGUUUCUUAAAUCCCACCCUUUAUGUUAUAUUACUCGUGGACUUCACAGCUUGGGUAUUAGUUCCCUGGAGUAAUGCAUUGUGGACUCUCACCACAUUUAUGAAAGAAAACAUCAUUUAUGCUUACCUGAUAAAUUCAUUACUUUCAUGGUGGUGAGAGUCCAUGAGAUCACACCCUUUGUUUUGUUUUUUUCUGGUGCUGGUUUAUUCUUGCCCACUUCUUUUUUCCCUGCUCCUAUUUUUGUUCUUAUUUCUUUUCUUACCUCUUUUGCUUGGCUAAAUGUUAGAUUGAGGUACCAGUGGGAUUGGAGGGGUUUUGUAGAGCUUUUGGAGUUUGGAAGUCUUUGCCUCCUAGUGGCAGGGAAAAGUAGUUCCCAGGAGUAAUGUGUUGUGGACUCUCACCACCAUGAAAGAAAUUAAUUUAUCAGGUAAGCAUAAAUUAUGAGGGGGGGGGGGGUCAAAAUUUAAGUUGUAGAUUUCUCACUGAAAUAUUACUUCCAGUAGAGCUUAAUAUGUGAGUAGCAUCUAGAAGCUCGAAAACAGCUCAGCAUAGUUCAGUAGUUAAGGGGUUUAAUGGUCAUUAAACAAUUUGAGAUUGUAGUAUACAAUGCUUAAUUAUGUGUAUUAAAACCAUUUGCCAUAUAAUUUCACUAUUUAUUUUGUCCCCUUUUCUUGUUAUGUAACUGUCCAAUCCCCAUGAGUUUCUAUAAAGUAAUAGGAGCUACCAUGUUGAAACCUAUGUUUCUCUUAUGUAAUCUCUUCUGCUGAGGAUAAUUAUAGAUAGAUAAAGUAUACAAACAAUGUAUGUGUAAUAUAGAGACUAAAACCCCUUUUAAAUAGUUACUUUAACACUUUACACAACCUUUGUUUGCACACUUUAUCUUUCCAUAAUUGUUCACAGCAGAUAAUAUUAGAGAAGGGAAACCUUAGGUUUCAUUACUUUGUAGAAAUUAAUAUAUACAAUCAUACAAUAGUAAUAAGGAUAUUACUAUAAUAACCCCUGGCGCUAACGUGUAGCUUAAAUUGGUAAUGCAAAGGUUCUAAUUAUUGUAUACUAUAAACAAUAAACAAUAAAUUACCUUA